AUGGCUGAAGUUGAUGCCAAAAAUUUUCUUGAAUAUUGCGGCCCACAGCCAGGAGUCAAGUAUCCGAUACAAGUCUUAUAUUGCGGAGAAUGUGGGCUGCCAGUUGAGUACUGCGAGAAUUACCCCAACUAUGAGAAGUGCAAAGCCUGGCUGGAGAAGAAUGUGCCAGAUGAAUUUGAAAAGCUCAAGGUUGAUAAAGAGGAAGAUGUUAGUGGAGGAGACAGCAAGGAAGAAGGAGAAGAGAAGAAAAAGAGACAGACAAGAGGAGGGAAAGCGAUCAUGAAAACAAAGAAGAAAAUUGAACCACAAGGCGUGAAGUUGUGGACCCAGACCAGAGGCAAGAAGAAGAAAGUGACCAUUGUAGUUGGGCUAGCGUCUUACGAAAUUGACCUGAAAGAGGCCAGCAAGUUUUUUGCUGGGAAGUUCUCUUGCGGCUCAUCCAUCAGCGCUGAGGAUGAGAUUGUGAUCCAGGGGGAUGUCAAGGAUGACCUCUUUGAUAUUUUACCAGAAAAGUGGAAGAUUAUUGACGAAGACGAUAUAGAGGACUGCGGGGAAAAGAAAUAG
Molecule: messenger RNA, 564 nt
Organism: Candidula unifasciata
Lineage: Eukaryota; Metazoa; Mollusca; Gastropoda; Stylommatophora; Geomitridae
Source: the annotation of a GenBank genome assembly